CGCGCCGCUGUGCGCCCAGAGAGAUCCGUCCGCCGCCGCUGCCGCCGCCGGCGCCAUGCUACGCUGCUUCGACUGCAACGCCUCGGCGGCGGACGCCGUGCCGCUGACGCAGGACAGCUCUUGGAUGGGUCCGAGCAACCCGUCCAAAGCGGCGGCACAAGAGCCGGUGACAACGCAGAAAAGAUCUGCGCUCAACACCGAGUACAAGCUCAAGUUCCGGCCAUUCUCCGACUACACGUAUGUGGACGGCCGGUUCUCCGGCGCGCAGGACGCGGCGGACGGGGGCGCCGCCGGCCGCGACGCGCCCGCCACGCCCUGGUAUGAGGAGGUGGUCGAGCUCCGCAAGAAGGCCUCCAGCUACAAGGUGCGAGGAUGGGGCCGGGAGAUGGCCCAGCCCCACCUGGCCCACCUGUACGACAGGGAGGAGGAUCCCAGUCUGCUGGCGGAGCGCAAGAUCAUCUCGGCGCUCUACCUGGAGACCCUGAAGCCCGGGCUCGUUCGGGAGGAGCGCGGCAGGAGUCCCGUGGCCACCGGCGGCGCUAGCGUGCGUCAGCAGUCGCACCCUCCGCCGAGCACCAGAAAGUCGCCAGGAGCCACGAAGAUGGCGCUCAAGCUGCAUGCGGCGGAGGGCUCCAAGCGGCCACACAGCGCACAGCCUUCGUCAGAGCGGCACGCUGGAGACGCCGUCGACCGGGCCAAGGGCCGCAGCCCGGCCGCGUCGCGCACGCCGACAGCCAAGGCGGACGCGGGUGCGCCGGCCGAGCGACCCAAGGCCAGGAAGCGUCCGACCGAUAGCGCCGGCGGCACGCCCGACUCGGGCGGCAAGGGCAUCCGCGGGGGUACGCCCCGCUCGCGCUCCGCCCACCGCCUCGCCGCCAAGGCCAGAAGCCCGACCAAGGCGGAGAAGGCGCCGCCGCCGGCGCCGAUGGCCAGCAGCGCGCCGGCGCCCGAGACGGCGCCGGAGCCGGAGCCAGCGCCGGCGCCGGCGUCGAUCGACGCCGGCGAGGACGCGCCGCCGGCGGCCAAGCCGGCCGAGGAGAUGGUGCGCAGCGCGCCUGAGCCGACCCGGGUCAAGUCGCCGGAGCAGAUGGCCCCCAUCAAGUCGCCAGAGCCGGUCAACUGGACCGUGCCGCUAGACACCGGCAAGACGUUCACCGUCACCCAGAACGUGAUGCCAGGCACCGGCAGCCCGCAGUCGUCGCGGGCCGACAGCCUGCGCUCGCCGGGCGACGAGGUGGCCCGGUCGCCGCUGGCGCGCGGCGUCACGGACGUCUCGCACCUGCGCAACGGCGAGCCGACCGACAGCCCGCUGGUCAACGACCUGCCGUCGGCGCCGCCGGCCGCCAACGGCCAGCAGUCCGACUUCAACCACCGCGACGACGUCGCCGGCGACCCCAUGUCCAUGUCCAUGGUGGGCGACGAGCUGCAGCGUUCGUUCCACGCCGCGGACCCCAUGUCCGGCUCCAUGUCGGGCAAGGAGUUGCAGCGUGCCCUCCAGGACCCGAUGACGGCCUCGAUGACGGGCGACGACCUGCAGCGCUCGCUCCACGACUCGAUGACGGCCUCGAUGACGGGCGAGGACCUGCAGCGCUCACUCCACGACCCGAUGACGGCCUCAAUGACGGGCGACGACCUGCAGCGCUCGCUCCACGACUCGAUGACGACCUCGUCGGCGGGCGGCGACCUGCCGCGCGCGCCCCACGACCCGAUGAAAACUUCGAUGACCGGAGACGAACUGCAGCGCUCGCUACACGCAGAGCCGGCCGCUGGCGACGCGGCAGCGGCGGCGCCACCGGACUAG
Pollicipes pollicipes is the source of this 1801-nucleotide messenger RNA. RefSeq names its product translation initiation factor IF-2-like. The transcript has 10 exons. Gene Ontology annotation, molecular function: microtubule binding. NCBI's taxonomy places the organism in Eukaryota, Metazoa, Arthropoda, Thecostraca, Pollicipedomorpha, Pollicipedidae. The record is from RefSeq and is a predicted model, not a curated record. Gene Ontology annotation, biological process: negative regulation of centriole replication. Bases 56 to 1801 code for a protein of 581 amino acids.